GUUUGAAAUAAGAAUUUCUUCCCCACCAGUCCCAGUUCAGCCAGUCCAGUGCAUCAGCAAAUAGAAAGAUCAUCAUUCUUUCAGGCUCUUGAAUUCGCUACUGGAUGUUCAUCCUGGGCUUAAAUCAAUCCCCGAAAAAGGGAAUCCACAGGAAAAUCCCUGCUAAUUUACAGCUCCUCCACCAAAAAGAUUAAACGGAAAUCCGUCCUCUUAAAUAAUCACCUCCUUUCGAAGGGGUGGUUGUUUCUUUUUCUUAAUUGUCAAACUGGCGAACUUCAUCAUGAAAUGGUUUCGAAGAAAGAAGAAGUCAUCAAAGGAACUCUCAGAUAAACCAACACUCGUACGAAGCUAUACAAAUCGAGCAGACCGAGGCAGAUAUGCAGGGCCUUAUGCAACCCCGCGUGGAUCAAGCAUAACCAAGCUUCCCGAUAAACUUCUCGAACGUAUCUUCAUCCUCGUAUGUCCUCAUUCUCAAGACGAAACGUAUGAGACGUGCGAACAAUCUUCUCUCGAUGAUUGUUGCCCAUUAUGCGAUACCAGAGAUUUGGCACAUUGCGCCCAAGUUUCGAGGAGAUGGAGGAAUACGGCUGUUCGGGUUUUGUUAGUAUCCAACAUUUAGUGCAAAGCGUUCAAUUGAGCUAACCAAUCAUUGCGCAGAUAUCAUAGUGUUCGGAUUGAUGCUGUCCAUUUCUGUGAACUCGAAGAGAUAUUAUCGGAAAAGAGAAAACAUAAAGGUCGAUUCAAUCGCAAUGCGGAACCAGAGGAAACUCCCACUGUGAGAUUGCAACUUCUUUGCAGAACGAUUCGCGAUAAUAGAUUAUUGGGGGAGUUGAUCGAAUUUCUCAAAACGCCAUACAUGACAAGAGGAGCCUGUAAAGCCGAUCUUGCGCGGAGUGUUUCGGUUUGUCCCAACAUGCGAUAUCUUGAUCUUCCCGAUGGUUUAUUCGCCGAUGAUCCUUCCUGCCACGCACUCAAACUCGAAAUUCAAGCGCGAUGUCCAGAUCUGCGAAAGAUGACGUAUAUGACAGGCUCUGAGAGAAGUCUUGAACAAUUGGCAACGGCUCAGAUUUGGAGAAAUUUGGAGGUAUUGGAAUUCACAAGACUUAAUAUGGAUCCUACAGUCAUUCGCCGUGCUUUGGGGACGUUGACUGGGCUACGUGCUCUGAAAGUUACUGACACGAAGACUUUUAAUGAUGAGGUUUUUCAGCACAGUGACUAUCUACCACCAUUUCCAGCUUUCACCGAAUUGGUUUUCGAAAACACCCCUAAUGUCACUGCCGACGGCUUGGAGGCAUACCUAUUCCGAACAGACACCCAACAGAGACUCGCCAGUCUUUCAUUGACAGAAACAGGUAUCCAUCCUCCGACCUUGCAUAGGAUUGUAGACAACGCUCCCGUAUUGACAUUUUUAUCAAUUGUUGAAUCGGUCCAGGCAUCCUUCCCAGCUCUUCAAAAUAUCCCACCACUUACCUCGAUUUCUCUGCACACUUUGCACUACGAAAUCACAUCAUCAUCCUCAAAUGCCCCCAAGAGCAUUGUACAAAGCCAUUACUCAUAUCUUACCACCUCCCUAAUUUCCAAUCGACUUCCUGCGCUUCGAGCCCUUUACGUCCGUGACUCCGAUUUCCCAGAGUCUCUGAUUGACCUCGCACCUCCAGCCCCGGCAUAUGCUUCCGAUCCAGAUAAUUUUGUACCACCUAAUCCCUUCGAUCGUAACUCUAUUGCCUCUUUUGCACAGCCUAAUAACAACAGAUUUAGCUCCAACAAUCCUUUUGCAGCUCAGGCCAACAUGGCCCCAAUGGUGCCGACUGGAAUGGGACUCAAACAGGAACUGGAGGUUUACAGUAAGGGUCUCGAUGAAAUGGAAUGGAAUUUCGCCAAAGUUCAACCACCAUCCGCACCUGGUAGAAGAGGUUCUGCAACAACAGCAAGGCCGAUAAGUGGCUUUGGGCUCGGUGAUAGUAUGGGUAAAUCAUGGGCUCCAGGUCAUGGCGCAAGAAGAAGUGUCAUUGUUGGAAAUGGAUUCGGUGGUUUCCUCGCCGUGCCUGCGGAUGAAGCUCCCAGACCCAGCAGCUCAGCUGGUGAAAAGAAGAUACAUUCCAGGAAAAAUAGCAGUCAGGAUUUAUGGCGGUGAUUGUGCAGACAUAUCGUUGGACCGAUUUCAAUUUGAUGCUUUACCUUUUGGGUCAUUUCUAUGAAUCUUAUCUGGAUUUUUGUUCAAUUAUGGAAAAUUCCGGUCCGGUGGUACAUUUUCCUUUGGUUCUUUUUUCAAGUGAGUGCGAAUUUCACAAACAUCUUCACGUUAUGAGGAUGUAUGGAGAACACCAGGACAUAUUCGUGAAUAUUACUUUACUGCUUUACCUUGCGUGCUUGGAGCGUUUGUGUUUAAUACCCCGAGGGCACUUAUGGUUUAUGAAUUGAGAACGGGGUAUAAGAAUAAGAAUGGAUAGUAGGACGGUUGAUAGUUGGUUUUUGGAUGUUUAGGGGAUGGGACGGGAUGGUUGGUGCAGAUGAUAGGAUCUCACAGGAUAGUAGAUAGCGAAAUAUAAAAAUGAUUUCUACUAUAGCCAAUAGUAACUACCAUAUCCAAUGGGUAGCACUAUUAGUACUAGUAGUACUAGGAAGAUGAAGUUAACAUAUUCCGAAAUUGGCAAGGAAUCCUUCCACUUUAUCACUCGUUUUUACAUCCUUUCAUCUUG
Messenger RNA from Sclerotinia trifoliorum, 2699 nucleotides. Lineage: Eukaryota; Fungi; Ascomycota; Leotiomycetes; Helotiales; Sclerotiniaceae. The record is from the annotation of a GenBank genome assembly.